Messenger RNA from Neocloeon triangulifer, 2311 nucleotides. Its product is annotated as protein phosphatase 1 regulatory subunit 14C. Gene Ontology annotation, molecular function: protein serine/threonine phosphatase inhibitor activity. The transcript has 5 exons. Gene Ontology annotation, cellular component: cytoplasm. NCBI's taxonomy places the organism in Eukaryota, Metazoa, Arthropoda, Insecta, Ephemeroptera, Baetidae. Bases 95 to 643 code for a protein of 182 amino acids. Gene Ontology annotation, biological process: regulation of phosphorylation. The record is from RefSeq and is a predicted model, not a curated record.
CGCGAGCACCAAAGGCACUUGGAGCCUCGCGCGACUCAGUCAGGUUGCUCUCAGGUGUUUUUGUGUAUCUGACGGAACCGGUCAUCACCAUACCAUGGCGUAUAAACUGAGGAGGGCGCCGCUAUUCGGCUACGAUGGGAGUCUCUGCCUGGGCAAUGCCGCCCCUCCGACCUACAAGAAGAGCACCCCUAUCAAGAAAAAACUGCCAAUGGAGUGCGGCGUGACUGCGAGCUACACAAAUGGUGGCCCGGCGGCGGCCAGCGGCCUCCGCGGAGGCGAUGUGCACAACGAACGCAGCCCGGCCAAGUCGGGCCUGCACGUCAACUUUUCGGACCAGAGCGAGGUGAAGAAGAGCCGCGAAAAGUUCCUCACGGCCAAGUACGGAUCACACCAGAUGAGUCUCAUCCGAAAGCGCCUCGCCGUCGAAAUGUGGCUUUACGACGAGCUGCAGAAACUCUACGAGAUCCCUGCUUCCAAGACUGGAAAUACCGAGGUCGAGGUUGACUUGGAUCACCUGCUAGACAUGGAUGAUGACAAUCAAAGAAGACAACAUUUACAGGAAAUCCUGGUAGAUGCCAAGAAAUCUCCACUGGAUGUCAAGAAAUUCGUGGAAGAUUUGCUGGAGCGCGCCAAGACCCUCUGAACGCCGCCGGCGCCACCGCAUCUUUCUUUAUUGCAAGCAAGAGGAAAAAACGAGAAGAGAGAUUUGCAAGAGCAGAAGAAGACGAGGCCAACUUCCUUCUUCAACCCUUCGUCGAUUGGGCAAAAUUUAUCAGAGCGCAUUUCAGAUCAAGAGCAAGUGCAGUGCGUGUGCUUCGGACCAUUUUUUAGUUAUCUAAGAGUGCUUACAGUAAUUUUAAUUGAUUAAGUAAAAUGUCUCCCAUUGAAUAACAAACAAAAAAACAAACAAACUCUUUUGUACGUGUCAUCCGUUUAUUUGCCGCUUGUACAUAGACUGAGAGAGAGACGUUCUUUUUUUUACCUUUUUGUGCAAUUUUGUGUUUAUUAAACCCCCUACAGCAUGUUUGUUCAUCCCUUACGUUAAACACUGAUCUGAGCAAUAGUACAUUACUUACUUACAAUCCACCUUGAUUACGUUGGUAUGAAGAGUGGGAAUUUCCUUCUUGAGGGUUGAAGCUAAUGGAGAAUUUGUGGAGGGUUUUUUGUAUCUUUUGGUAAAAGAUUGAAACUUGUAAUGCAGUUGCACACCACUGGAGGUUUAAAAAUAAUGCACUUUUUUGUAACUUUCGGUGUUUUAUAUCGAUCAAAAAUUAUACUUCUUGUAGUGAUCUCAACCAAACACACAUUAGAAAAGCGUCAAGCGCGAGGGACCGAUUUUUGCAAAUUAUAUUGGCCCUUUUCAAUUGUAGAUUUUGCAUUUUGACACCCCUUUUGAGUUGUUCUCAUAAUUUAUCAGUUUGGAAAAUGCAAAAUUUACUGUGAAAGGUGUCCGAGACUGUGGAGAAAAAUGUUAAGCUUCUGUGUGGCUCUGCAGCCUUUUAAAAAGAGAGAGAAAUUAACGAGAGGCAGAUUGUUGUGAUGUUGUUGAAAUUUGUUCAUCUCGGCAGCUAAUUAUAAUGAGCAGAACCCUAAUUGUUCGUUGCUGAAAAUUAUUGUGAUGCGAGAUGAUGAAAGAUUUUUCAUACAAACUGCGUAGCUGCAUGCCAGAGUGCAAAAAAUAAACUAAUCCAAACGUAAAAUUACAUACUUAAGAGAGUGCGGAGAAAAAGAGUUUAAUUAUAAAGUAAAAAUGAACACAUGCCUCUUUAUGAAGGAUCAACACCAACAACUCUGAAAACUUCAAAAAAAUCUUUUGACGAGCCGCCUUCAUAAUUAGGUGCCAAAAAACAAUGUCCCUCAAAAUUCGCGCAUUUGUACUGCAAAGUAAAUCUGGGUAAUUAAAAUCACGCCCUGAAACAAAUCAUUCAACCCCCUGAAUUAGGCUAAAGGCGUAGCAACCAAUUCAUAGGCCUUUUUGUAUAAAUAAAAACCAAAUAAUGUCCUCCCGGACGCAGGUAAUUUUAAACCUCUCUGUGAAAAAUUACAUUUUCGAGGGUUUUUUUGCAGAUUUAAUUAUUUUAAAGUUAGUUGACAAAAUUGUCUUUGGAUGCUGUAUGAUGAUUUUGAGCGCACAACGUGCGAGUGGAUUUUGACGAUUUAUUAUUUUAAUUUAAACAGAAAACUUCCUUUGGUUACUUUGUAAGGUUUACGAGUUUAGUUUUUAAGAUAUAGAAUCAAACAAUGAACAGGAGGAUUAAUUAUUGUGUAAAUGUAUGUCUUUGUGAAGAUAAAUAUAGAGUGGAAAAUAUGA